Molecule: messenger RNA, 2066 nt
Organism: Vigna umbellata (rice bean)
Lineage: Eukaryota; Viridiplantae; Streptophyta; Magnoliopsida; Fabales; Fabaceae
Product: berberine bridge enzyme-like D-2
Molecular function (GO): oxidoreductase activity; FAD binding
Source: RefSeq, a predicted model, not a curated record
UCUCUCACGUAACCCACUCUUACACUUCAACUUUGUUAACCAGAUGUUCCUAGUAUUUUUUUAUGUUAUUCUGUUCUUUUUUGUUUUGUCUGCUUUCAAUGAGUGAAUGAUUCUAUAUCAGUGUUCAAGUUCACUCGGCCCUGCUGGACCCCUCCAGAAAAAGAGUCCACUCUGCCACUUCCAAAUUCCAUAAUUAAACUAUGGCCGGCCACAACAUAUGCAUGGUUGCUACGUUUCUCCACCCUUUUGUCUUAAACUAUAUAUCAUUAGUCAUUCUCCAAUGACAAUAAACUCAAACUAGUUCUUCACCAAUUACAGAUCACCUUGCUUUUAGUUCUACAAUUCAGAAGCUUAAGCCAUGUUCUACCACCUUAAAACAGUAUGCCUCAUAUGUUUUCUUUUACUAUCCUUUCAAGUUUCACUGCGGUCAUGUGUUUCACUCCCAAACUUGGCUUCUUGCUUGCUUAAUCACAACAUCAAAAACUUUACCACGCUCCCUUAUAAAGAACACGACCAGUCCUCUUCCUAUAAUUACUUCAAAAUUCUUAAUUUUUCCAUCCAAAACCUUCGGUUCGCAGAACCCGUGAUUCCCAAGCCAAUGGCCAUUGUAUUGCCGGAGAGUUUGGAGCAGCUGCAGAAAAGUGUAGGAUGCAGUAGAGAGAGUUCUAUGGAAAUCAGAGUAAGAUGUGGCGGACACAGCUAUGAAGGGACUUCGUAUGUGGCUGAUGAAGGCACUCCUUUUGUGAUCAUUGACAUGAUGAAUUUGAACCAUGUUUGGGUGGACAUGGAGACAGAAACAGCAUGGGUUGAAGGUGGUGCAACGUUGGGAGAGACUUAUUAUGCAAUCUCUGAAGCAAGCAACGAGCAUGGAUUCUCAGCUGGGUCAUGUCCAACUGUUGGCGUCGGAGGACACAUUGGAGGUGGUGGUUUUGGGAUGCUGUCUAGAAAAUAUGGACUUGCAGCGGACAACGUGGUGGAUGCCCUACUUGUCGAUGCUGAUCAAAAUUUGUUGGACCGUGAAACCAUGGGAGAAGAUGUGUUCUGGGCUAUUAGAGGAGGAGGAGGUGGUCUUUGGGGGAUCAUCUAUGCCUGGAAAAUCCAGUUGCUGAAAGUGCCACAGGUUGUAACCAGUUUCACCGUAUCAAGAACAGGCACAAAAAGUGAUGUUGCCAAUCUGGUGCACAAAUGGCAAUAUGUGGCACCAAACUUGGAAGAUGACUACUAUCUGUCAUGCUUUGUUGGAGCUGGUUUGCCACAAGCUAAAACCAAAGGGUUAUCAGUAACACUCAAUGGUUUCUAUCUUGGUCCUAGAAGCAGUGCUGUAUCCAUUCUAAACGAGACUUUUCCGGAGUUGGGUGUUACAGAAGAAGAAUGCAUAGAAAUGAGUUGGAUUGAGUCUACUGUUUUCUUCUCUGGCCUAAGUGAUGGAGCUUCGGUGUCUGACUUGAAGAACAGGUAUCUGCAAGAAAAAGAAUAUUUCAAGGCGAAAUCAGAUUAUGUAAGAAAGCACGUUCCUCUUGUGGGGAUAGAAACUGCACUGGACAUCCUUGAAAAGGAACCAAAGGGAUAUGUUAUUCUGGAUGCUUAUGGUGGAAAGAUGCAUAUUAUAAGCAAUGAUGCAAUUGCUUUUCCCCACAGAAGAGGAAAUCUGUUUACAAUACAGUACCUGAUAUAUUGGAAAGAAGGUGAGAAUGAGAAAAGCAGUGAUUAUGUAGAUUGGAUAAGAGGAUUCUAUGAUGCUAUGACUCCCUUUGUUUCAUGGGGUCCAAGAGCUGCAUAUAUUAAUUACAUGGACUUUGACCUUGGAGUGAGGAAGAGGAUAAGUAAUUAUGGUAAUGUGAAAGAUGGUGUGGAAAGUGCAAGAGAUUGGGGUGAAAAGUACUUCUUGAGUAACUACGACAGAUUGGUGAGAGCAAAGACCAUGAUUGAUCCUAACAACGUUUUCACCAAUGAACAGGGCAUUCCUCCUAUGUCGUCAAAGCACAGAGCAAACAAAUGAUGCCAUAUUUGUAAAUCAUGUCACUCUGAUGCAUACAGUGUGCUUCAGAAUCUAUGGUCGUAACCAA